This is a messenger RNA of Tigriopus californicus, 918 nucleotides long. RefSeq names its product enhancer of split mbeta protein-like. NCBI's taxonomy places the organism in Eukaryota, Metazoa, Arthropoda, Copepoda, Harpacticoida, Harpacticidae. Bases 108 to 791 code for a protein of 227 amino acids. Gene Ontology annotation, cellular component: nucleus. The transcript has a single exon. Gene Ontology annotation, biological process: anterior/posterior pattern specification; regulation of neurogenesis; regulation of transcription by RNA polymerase II. Gene Ontology annotation, molecular function: protein dimerization activity; RNA polymerase II cis-regulatory region sequence-specific DNA binding; DNA-binding transcription factor activity, RNA polymerase II-specific. The record is from RefSeq and is a predicted model, not a curated record.
ACGGCACACAUCACAACUGAGUGAACAUUUUCGGGCUCUAAUGGAUUCACCAAUCCUCAUUUACUCCCUGAAGAAGCGAUGGUGAACAUCGUAUAGCUACUGCUGAUAUGAUUUCGGUAGCAGAUAGUGGAAUAGAAAGUGGGUCUUCACCUGAAAUGGCCAUAAUGGAGUUUGGGAGUCAUCAUGGUCUUCAGAGCCAGCCUCCAAUGUCGAGGACUCAUCAAUAUCGAAAGGUGAUGAAACCUCUAUUGGAACGGAAGCGAAGAGCUCGGAUUAAUCGGUGCUUGGAUGAACUCAAAGAUAUUAUGGUGGGUGCUCUCCAAGCCGAAGGAGAAUCCAUUUCGAAACUCGAAAAGGCUGAUGUCCUUGAACUCACAGUCAAACAUCUCCGAAAGCUUAAGCGUCAAAACGCCCUAGGCCUUACCCCUGAGGCCACUUAUGUUGGGAAAUUCCGAGCUGGUUAUACACAUUGCGCCCAUGAAGUGUCCAAGUUCGUCACCGGUAACUCGGGCAUCGACCUUCAGGUAUCGACCCGUCUCAUUGCCCAUCUGGGGAGCAACAUUCGGUCCUUGGAGACUUUACCUCCUUCAGCGUUGGCCAACACCUGUCCACCUCGGGUAAGCACCCCUGAGUCCGGAUUGGCCUUCAACUUUGCCUCCACAUUCUUUCCCGGUCUUAUCCGACCGGCCCCAAUGAAACCCAUUGGUCCAUAUUACGGUGCUCUUCCAUUGGCGUCACCCAAGAUCCCUGCCAAUUGCGACCUUGACGACAAAGCUUGGAGGCCGUGGUAGGCACAGCUUUGAGCUAUGGCAAACUUUAUUCACCUGUGAUAUGUAUUAUGUCAGUUGCCUUGUGGUACUAUUUCUUAAAACCUUCAAAUAAAAAAAAAUCCUUCUCCCAAUUUAAGUUGCUUCUUCU